Molecule: messenger RNA, 1394 nt
Organism: Rotaria sordida
Lineage: Eukaryota; Metazoa; Rotifera; Eurotatoria; Philodinida; Philodinidae
Source: the annotation of a GenBank genome assembly
AAUGAAUUUAUCUCAAUAUAUGUGUGUGUCUAGAUUAAAGCUUAAUUUUUUCACACAUUAAUUUAACAUAUUAUCAUUGAUCAUUAAUGAUAACAUGAACAAUGACUUAUGGGCGAGAGAAGAAAAAAAGAAAAUUCCUUGCUUGACCUAUUUCUUUUUUCUUUCCUCUCUCUCUCUCUCUCACAUGUUCAGUUGAUAUACAGAGUAGACGAACAUACAUUCACAUGUAAGGUAUGUUGUCAUAUGAUAUGUUGUUUGUAUUUUAAAUAUAUUUCUUUUUUUUAUUUGAAGGAAUUACAUAUUUUGUUUCACCGAUUCUGCUUGUUCAAAUCAGCGAUACCUAUCAUUGAAUUGAGGGUGGGUGUGGGUGUGGGUGUGUAAGUAUGGAUGUUUGAACAGAGAUGCCCACACCCACCCCCACCCCCACCCCCACACCACACACCCACCCACACCCACACCCUCAUAUAUCAUAGAAAAAUAGAGUAUUAUUUUUACUAUUUCUGCAUAUAAAAAAAGAGUCUUCUAAAGCUUACUAUACGAUAUUAAAGCAUUACUGUCACUUUUUUGAGCUGCUGUCAGUAUAACAUAUUUUUUGUUUUAUUUAUUUAUUUAUUUAUUAGCUUCCAACAUUGAAUCUUUUACAAUCAGAUCAAUCAUUAUUAACUACUAAUCAAUGGACACUUCUCACAAAUUUAUUUCAUUGUUAUAAAGAAUCUCAGAUUUUACCAUUUUGUCAACGUUUAAUAGAUACACACGAUGCUUCACAAUCGAAUUAUGUAAUUUACAAAGUACUUUUAGAGGAAUUCUUAGUAUCUCUUUACGAAACAGCAGGAUUAUACCUUCGUUCCAAUGAUGAUUUUCGUAAACUAUCAUCGGAUGAUCGUUCCAUAAUACUUCGUAAUGCUGCUGACAAUGUGUGCUGCAUAAGUGGUACAUUCGUUAUGCAAUAUUUCUAUUUAUAUGGUCUCGAUGCUUUCUUAAACGCUAUGAGUGUAAAGUAUGGAAAACGUACAAUGGAUAUUCAUGUUUGGGCAAGAAAGUUUAUUGAUCCCGUUAUUGUAUUGGCCAAACUGUCAAUUUCACUGUUUGCUUUCUCUGAAAAUACUUGUAGUUAUUAUUCAAAUAUAUCGAAAGAUUUAACAAAUCCUAUUAAUGUUUUAGAGAUUCAAAAUAAGUAUGCAGAAGUAAUAUGGAAAUAUCUUCUCUACAAAUAUGGUCAUUAUGACGCUGUAAAACGAUAUCUUAAUAUAAUACUUUGGCUUAUUUCUAUGAGUAUGUUAACAUUUCAUGCUCAAACUCUGAAAUCACAUAUUAAUGAUCUUCAUUCAAUUAUUGAACAAACUGAACUAACACUUAUAUUAUAUGAUGUUGAGCAAAUAAUUGAAACAAAUUAG